Messenger RNA from Trematomus bernacchii (emerald rockcod), 481 nucleotides. RefSeq names its product HUS1 checkpoint clamp component (gene hus1). Lineage: Eukaryota; Metazoa; Chordata; Actinopteri; Perciformes; Nototheniidae. The record is from RefSeq and is a predicted model, not a curated record. Gene Ontology annotation, biological process: mitotic intra-S DNA damage checkpoint signaling; double-strand break repair via homologous recombination; telomere maintenance. Gene Ontology annotation, cellular component: nucleolus; site of double-strand break; checkpoint clamp complex.
CCUCUGACGCGGAAGGACAAAAACAAACGCGGUUCGCUUAAAAAUAAAAUAUUCUCCUGAAACUAAAAACGGAUUAAAAACACUUUGUCUGUCUUCAGACUGAAAGUAACUGCUUUAAUUAGAGAUGAAGUUCAGAGGGAAGAUUAUAGACGUGGCGUGUCUGAACCAUUUCACCCGUGUGAUCACCACCAUCUCCAAGCUGACGAAGAUGUGUGUUCUUCGUCUGACUCCACAAAACCUUUUCUUCGUCCUCUCUGGAAAAGUUGCAAAUGGCGGCGUGAGCAUGUGGUGUGAACUCUCUCAGGAGAACUUCUUCGAUGAGUUCCAGAUGGAGGGCGUCUCCCCGGAGGAUAACGAGAUCUGUCUGGAGGUGACUCCGGAGAAUCUGUCCCGCGCUCUGAAGACGGUGCAGAACGCUAAAGCUGUGAAGGUGAAGCUCACCAAGAAGCACUGUCCCUGCUUAACCAUCGCUGCUGAGCUG